AUGGCGACUCGAAGAAUCAACACGUCCGAAAAGACACACCUCGACCAAGAUGAGACCAAAGCCGAAGUGAAGUCCAACAUCAGUCCCGCCGUGCCAUCUUCCGUGAUCUACAAACUCCUCGGCUUCACAAUCGCAAUGUUCACCUUCCCAAUCGGAACCUACUUCCUGACCGUAAAUUUGGUAUUUGGUGGCAACUCAACAUACGCCGGAGGUCUCGCAGCCGUAAUGGCAAACGUAGUCCUAAUCAGCUACGUAAUCGUAGCCUUCAACGACGACAAGAGCGAACGAGAAGCUUUAGCAGAAGAAGAGAAGAAAUCGCGUUGA
This is a messenger RNA of Cercospora beticola, 324 nucleotides long. It is a transcript of the gene VMA21, whose product is annotated as Vma21p. NCBI's taxonomy places the organism in Eukaryota, Fungi, Ascomycota, Dothideomycetes, Mycosphaerellales, Mycosphaerellaceae. Gene Ontology annotation, cellular component: endoplasmic reticulum membrane. Gene Ontology annotation, biological process: vacuolar proton-transporting V-type ATPase complex assembly. The record is from RefSeq and is a predicted model, not a curated record.